Messenger RNA from Suncus etruscus (white-toothed pygmy shrew), 1539 nucleotides. RefSeq names its product argininosuccinate synthase 1 (gene ASS1). The transcript is spliced from 15 exons. Gene Ontology annotation, cellular component: cytoplasm. The coding region runs from base 65 to 1297 and encodes 410 amino acids. The record is from RefSeq and is a predicted model, not a curated record. Gene Ontology annotation, molecular function: ATP binding; argininosuccinate synthase activity. Lineage: Eukaryota; Metazoa; Chordata; Mammalia; Eulipotyphla; Soricidae. Gene Ontology annotation, biological process: urea cycle; L-arginine biosynthetic process.
UUUUGCAGGGUUGGCUGAGUUGUGAAGACUAAGUCCAGGCACCUGAUCAUCUCCUGUCGCAGACAUGUCUGGCAAAGGCUCUGUGGUCCUGGCCUACAGCGGUGGCUUGGACACGUCCUGCAUCCUCGUGUGGCUGAAGGAGCAAGGCUAUGAUGUCAUCGCCUACCUGGCCAACAUAGGCCAGAAGGAAGACUUCGAAGAAGCCAGGAAAAAAGCCCUGAAGCUUGGAGCCAAAAAGGUGUUCAUUGAGGAUGUCAGUAAGGAGUUCGUGGAGGAGUUCAUCUGGCCAGCUGUGCAGUCUAGCGCCCUGUAUGAGGACCGCUAUCUCCUGGGCACCUCUCUUGCCAGGCCCUGCAUCGCCCGUAAGCAAGUAGAGAUCGCCAAGCGGGAGGGAGCCAAGUUUGUGUCCCAUGGAGCCACGGGAAAGGGGAAUGAUCAGAUCCGCUUUGAACUCACCUGCUACUCCCUGGCCCCCCAGAUCAAGGUCAUAGCCCCCUGGAGGAUGCCUGAGUUCUACAACCGCUUCCAGGGCCGAAAUGACCUGAUGGAGUAUGCCAAGCAACAUGGGAUCCCCAUUCCUGUUACGCCCAAGAGCCCCUGGAGCAUGGACGAGAACUUGAUGCACAUCAGCUAUGAAGCCGGGAUCCUGGAGAACCCCAAGAACCAAGCACCUCCAGGCCUGUACACCAAAACCCAAGACCCUGCCAAGGCUCCCAACAACCCUGAUGUCCUGGAGAUCGAGUUCAAGAAAGGGGUCCCCGUGAAGGUCACCAACGUCAAGGACGGGACCAGCCACCGCACAUCCUUGGAGCUGUUCAUGUACCUGAAUGAAGUCGCAGGCAAGCAUGGUGUGGGCCGCAUCGACAUCGUGGAGAACCGCUUCAUUGGGAUGAAGUCCCGAGGUAUCUACGAGACCCCAGCGGGGACCAUCCUGUACCACGCUCACUUGGACAUUGAGGCCUUCACCAUGGACCGUGAAGUACGCAAGAUCAAGCAGGGCCUGGGCUUGAAAUUCGCCGAACUGGUGUAUACGGGCUUCUGGCACAGCCCGGAGUGCGAGUUCGUCCGAGACUGCAUCGCCAAGUCCCAGGAGCGAGUGGAGGGCAAAGUACAAGUGUCCGUGUUCAAGGGCCAAGUGUACAUCUUGGGCCGUGAGUCUCCACUGUCGCUCUACAAUGAGGAGCUGGUGAGCAUGAACGUACAGGGAGACUACGAGCCCAUUGAUGCCACUGGCUUCAUCAACAUCAACUCUCUCAGGCUGAAGGAAUUUCAUCGUGUCCAGAACAAGGCCAAGUAACUACACCCAGUGAUAAUGGGUUCUCACUCCCUAGCCCCCCAGCCAGAAUUGUUGUGAUCCUGUGUAAUUGUGACAUCCCCAACCUGAUGGUCCAUUGUGGGGGUGGGGUGGGAUGGUGGGUGCCAGACCCCAGCUUUGUUCCCUGAUGCCCUCGAGCCUUCAGAACACUAAGGAAGGGUUGGGGUGGGGUGGGGGCGUGCAGCUCCAAUGGCAAAGCUGUAAAAUGACAAUUAAAACCCCCC